This is a messenger RNA of Caenorhabditis remanei, 894 nucleotides long. RefSeq lists its product as uncharacterized. The transcript has 6 exons. Lineage: Eukaryota; Metazoa; Nematoda; Chromadorea; Rhabditida; Rhabditidae. The record is from RefSeq and is a predicted model, not a curated record. Bases 1 to 894 code for a protein of 297 amino acids.
AUGGUUCUACUCACCAAAAUCGUGCUGCUUUUUGCAGUCGUGGUUGGAUUGGGGUUCGCCAACAACACCACUGACGAUGCCAGCGUCAAAUUCUCAAAUAUCACCAAAGACGAUGUCGGCAAUCCCGCUACCUCGAACAUCUCAUCUGACUCUCAGAACGAAAUCUCCGAUGCUGUCAACGACCCUCGGGCUGUUUCAAACACUCCUGUUCCCUCAAUUGCUGAUACUCAGACUGCAGUGUCUGUCGACAACGUUCCACAUACUUCUGAACUUGAAGGGAUCUGUUCCAACGAUCAAAUCUGCUUCUCACAUCCGAAAGGCUGUAAUUUGGAAGAUUGUGAUGUCAUUCUGUCGUUGGGCAACGUCUCUUUUAUCUAUGUGGACAAUUUUAACUUCUUGGAAAUGGUACAUAUAUAUUGCUCGGAUAACGGAGUACAAGACGAGCGCGUUAUUCUGAUUAUACAAUCGACUCCUCAUGCGUUGGUUGUAAAUGAGCCGUAUGGAAUAACGUACAUCACGACAGCAAAGUUCACUAUGAAUUUAACGGUUAUAAAUGAAGAAAAAGGACAAUACCUCUACACUUCUCCCGGUUUAUUAUUUAAAACUGGUGAAAACAUCACAUACGCCAUCAGAUACCAUGAAGCAGGCAUGAACGAUGCAAGCAUCAGAAGAGAACAACUGUUCUUUGUGAAGGAGUCAACAAAGCCAAAAGAAUUCAGAGAACAUGCAGCUACCUUACCGUAUGAAAUUCGUUUAAACUACAAUAGAACAGAAGAGAAUCAACAGAAGAAAAUUGAUCAAGUUGAGGUUGUCAAUCUCAGAGCUAAGAAGGAGUCACCAAUCAAGACAGUAGAUUUUUAUACCGUCUGGAGGAACAGAAUGAUUUUUAUUUAA